AUGCACUCGAACGGUGAAAGCAGUCGGCAAUUACCUAGCCUGUCCUCGAAUUUAAUUGGCAAAACAGCCAUUGUAACGGGUUCCUCCCGGGGCAUUGGUGCAGGGAUUGCGCUCGAACUUGGGCGUAGAGGCGCCGCGGUUAUAAUAACAUAUACCAGCGAGAAAUCAUUCCCGCCAGCAGCCUCAGUAUCCCGCGCGAUCGAAGAGACAGGGUCAGGGGGAAAGGGGAUUCUAGUAAAGGCCGAUAUCACCUCCGCGACAGAUCGACAGACGCUCAUUGACGCAGCCGUGGAGGCGAGACCGAAAAGAAUGAUUGAUAUACUAGUCCACAAUGCUGGUAAUGGAGAUGAUUGCUAUCUCAAGGAGAUUUCAGAGGAAUUUUUCGAAACGCUAGUGAAUGUGAAUUUGAAAGCUCCAGUUUUCCUUACUCAAGCUGUCGUACCUCACAUGCCCCGAGGGGGAAGAAUAGUGCUCAUCACAUCUGCUGCAGCUCGCAUGGGCGUCGCGGAAACCACAGUGUAUGCGGCGAACAAGGCCGGUCUAGAAUCGUUUGCGAGGGUUUGGGCUACUGAGCUUGGUCAAUCUCAUGGAAUUACCGUCAAUUGUGUGAGCCCAGGCCCAGUUGCCACCGAACAAUUUCACAACAGUUCUCCGGAGUUCAAGCAAGCAUUGCAACCAAUGAUCGACAGUACACCGGCUGAGGCACGGAUGGGAGAGGUGGAGGAUAUUGUGCCUCUCGUGAGCUUUCUCUGCUCAGAGGAGUCGCGAUGGGUAACGGGGAGCGUUCUUAGUGGAACAGGUGGACUGCUUCUCUUCUAG
Molecule: messenger RNA, 819 nt
Organism: Aspergillus pseudonomiae
Lineage: Eukaryota; Fungi; Ascomycota; Eurotiomycetes; Eurotiales; Aspergillaceae
Product: SDR family NAD(P)-dependent oxidoreductase
Exons: 4
Coding region: 1-819 (272 amino acids)
Source: RefSeq, a predicted model, not a curated record